Messenger RNA from Anolis sagrei ordinatus, 1282 nucleotides. It is a transcript of the gene NEUROD4, whose product is annotated as neuronal differentiation 4. NCBI's taxonomy places the organism in Eukaryota, Metazoa, Chordata, Lepidosauria, Squamata, Anolidae. Gene Ontology annotation, molecular function: protein dimerization activity; E-box binding; DNA-binding transcription factor activity, RNA polymerase II-specific. The record is from RefSeq and is a predicted model, not a curated record. Gene Ontology annotation, biological process: nervous system development; axon development; positive regulation of transcription by RNA polymerase II. Gene Ontology annotation, cellular component: nucleus.
AGCCAAAGCAAAGCCCAAGUCCGGAGAGGGAGCUGACCACCCUCCUUGGUGCUGAAACGUCCCGCCGCGCUGGGAGAAUGUUGGAAGGCUUCUGAAGCACUCUUGGCCACUUCUGCUCCCUGCAGGAUCCAAUCCGAAGUCCUCCAGCCUAUCCUCUUCAGUAGGGUUAAAGGGAUGGCCAAGCUCUAUACCAAGCCCAAAGAGAUGGCUGACCUUAUAUCUUCUCAGCCCUGGAUGGAUGAAGCCCUCAGUUCCCAAGAUGAGAUGAAGGAGGAAGACAGCAGACAAACACCCUAUGGGAUUCUUGCUAGCCUCAAUGAAAUUGAACAUGACAGCAUUGAGGAAGAAGAGGAGGAAGAAGAUGGUGGGAAGCCAAAGAGAAGGGGCCCAAAGAAGAAGAAGAUGACCAAGGCAAGGUUGGAGCGGUUCAGAGCUCGCCGGGUGAAGGCUAACGCACGGGAGCGAACUCGUAUGCAUGGGCUAAAUGAUGCUUUGGAUAACUUGAGGCGUGUGAUGCCCUGCUACUCUAAGACCCAGAAGUUGUCCAAAAUUGAGACACUGAGACUAGCCAGGAACUACAUCUGGGCUUUGUCAGAAGUACUAGAAAGUGGACAGUCUCCAGAAGACAAAGGUUUUGUGGAUAUGCUGUGCAAAGGUUUGUCCCAACCAACUAGUAACCUGGUUGCUGGUUGUCUACAGUUGGGACCUCAGUCCGUUUUCUUGGAGAAACAUGAGGAGAAAGCACCAAUUUCUGACUCAGUGAUGCCCUCUCACAGUUUUUCCUACCAGUCUCCAGGGCUGCCCAGUCCACCCUAUGGGAAUAUGGAAAACCAUCUUGUCCAUCUAAAGCCACCAAGCUUUAAAAGCCUAGUGGAUCCUUCCUUUGGCAACCACCACCCAGACUGCACAUCUCCAUCUUAUGAGGGUCCUUUGACACCCCCUCUGAGCAUCAGUGGGAAUUUUCCCCUCAAGCAAGAUGGGUCUCCUGAUCUGGAAAAAUCAUAUAGCUUCAUGACACACUAUCCUUCUGUUACCCUGGGCAAUGCUCAUGGGCACAGCUCUCAUUUCUCAACCACAGUGCCCAGGUAUGACAUCCCCAUAGAUAUGACCUAUGACUCCUAUCCUCACCAUGUUGUGGGGGCUCAGCUCAAUGCAAUAUUCAGUGAAUGACCCAAGAAGUUAAAAUAUGCUCCAGGAUAAAAAGGCAUCUGAUGCUUAAUAGAGAUGGUGUGACAUCUGUAGCAUUAAUACGUUUGGGAGGGGGGACUUGUUCUGCUCCUUA